Messenger RNA from Brienomyrus brachyistius, 1819 nucleotides. It is a transcript of the gene tax1bp3, whose product is annotated as Tax1 (human T-cell leukemia virus type I) binding protein 3. The record is from RefSeq and is a predicted model, not a curated record. Gene Ontology annotation, biological process: neurotransmitter receptor transport, endosome to postsynaptic membrane; neurotransmitter receptor transport postsynaptic membrane to endosome. Gene Ontology annotation, cellular component: postsynaptic membrane; adherens junction; postsynaptic density. Bases 158 to 529 code for a protein of 123 amino acids. The transcript is spliced from 4 exons. Lineage: Eukaryota; Metazoa; Chordata; Actinopteri; Osteoglossiformes; Mormyridae. Gene Ontology annotation, molecular function: protein binding.
ACAGGAGACGGAGUAUUACAUCAUCAGCCCUGCCUAUUCAUGUCAUGAAUUAGUGAUUAUUUCCAUCCUUCAAUAAAGACAAUCGUAGCUUUCCAUUUCUACUAGAAAGGAGUGCGUACUCAUUUCUGUGAGUCGAGGAGCCCGUGUUGCAGUGAUAAUGUCCUUUAUCCCGGGGCAGCCGGUGACGGCGGUGGUGCAACGCAUUGAAAUCUGCAAGCUUCGCCAAGGUGACAACCUGAUCCUGGGUUUCAGCAUAGGAGGAGGAAUAGAUCAAGACCCAGGACAGAACCCCUUUUCUGAGGAUAAAACCGACAAAGGCAUCUAUGUCACACGAGUGACCAAAGGAGGCCCGGCAGAAGUCGCCGGACUCGUGAUUGGGGACAAAAUAAUGCAGGUCAAUGGCUGGGAUAUGACCAUGGUGACACACGACCAGGCAAGGAAGAGACUCACUAAGAAAAACGAGGACGUGGUCCGGCUUCUGGUUACCCGGAAGUCGCUCGAGGACGCCGUCAGGAAUGCAAUGGUGUAGUAGCUCGGAGGCACAGCUGAAAUCCUGAAGUGAGCAGAGGAAGAUCUCGGAAGUCAAGCUGUCGGUCGAACAUUCCUGCUUCCUCUCAGUACAACCGUGUCUUCAGCCUGACUGCAGCCCUUCAUUGUUUGUUAUACUCUUAAUUAGAAUUUAAUUUGCAAUGUAACUUUCACACGAAUAAUCAUUUGGUCACAUAUUGGUCAUUUUUGCUCAGCUCAAUUGUAAUUCUCUUUCUGUGUGUGACAUUUUUGAAUGCUCAUGAAAAAUCAAAAACUGGUAAAAAAAAAUAUCGGUUGGCGUCGCAAUUCCAGUCCUCUCGGGACACUGGGUCUGCUGGUGUCUGAUCAAGCCGGGCGCAGAGUUUCAAUCAUUCAUCCACCUUCGGUCUGCUUUUCCUGGUAAUAAUACCAGUUAUUAAAUGAUCCAACAAAAAUGGUGUUUAGGCAUUUUUUGUAUUAAACAGGAUGUUGUUGCUUAAAUGAUAAAUUCCUACUAAUUCUUUUAUAUAUUCAAGGUCUAAAGCCUGAGUCAUCAAUCAGUCUAAAUAAUGAGCAUUGAUUUGGGUGAAAGGGGAUUUAAUCUUUACUAUCAAGUGCCCGGUUUGCUCAGGUGACCAGUUGGUUGUUAGUCCUUGUGCUUUUCCUGUUGAUAGAUCUGCUUUACAUUAUUCAUCAUUUGGAUUUUUAUUGAAACAGUUUCUUUUUUACUGAAUUCAGCACAAAGAUGUCCGAUAUGUUUUGUACGUUUAUUUUUGACUGUUGAAUCUCAGCAAAGUGCCAUUAGUGAUACAAAAUUUGGUGCUUUGGGUUGGUCUUUUCUACAAUUUCACAAUUACCUUUUAUAUUUUUCUAAAUAUACAUGUACCAAAGAGCGUGGUAUAUUCUUUUUUUUAAAAAUAGAUAUAUAAACACAUUUGUGCACUAAAUUAGAUAUAAAAGUGUGAAUUUUUUAAUGUUGGAGUAAGUGUGUAUGAGUAUCGCUGUUUGUUUGAUUUGUGAAACUCUCAGCUUACGUCAGUGAAUCCGCUUUGUUCGGUGCAGCGGCCAUUCCCAGACCGGCCCCUAGGUGGCUCCCGCGGACCACGCGACGCCGGCCCACUGCGCAGGAUGACCGCAGCAGUGCCAUUUCCUUCGCUUAGGCAGAAUUUCUUGUGCAGCCGCGUUAGUGUUGAGUCAGUAGUUUUCUCGCUUUACAAGGAGCAUCAGUGAUGUUUGUUGAAAUGAUACACUGGAAUACUGUGGUCCAAGGUUGAUAGAUCAGAAAAAUAAAGUUGAUUUUAAAUUCACCAAA